Messenger RNA from Oxyura jamaicensis (ruddy duck), 1224 nucleotides. It is a transcript of the gene ABHD11, whose product is annotated as abhydrolase domain containing 11. Gene Ontology annotation, cellular component: mitochondrion. Lineage: Eukaryota; Metazoa; Chordata; Aves; Anseriformes; Anatidae. The transcript is spliced from 7 exons. The record is from RefSeq and is a predicted model, not a curated record. The coding region runs from base 1 to 855 and encodes 284 amino acids.
AUGGUCAGCAUCAUGCUAGGGCCGACGAUCCUCCGCGCUCCAUCCGCCGUGACGGCCGUGCCCCUGUCCCACGCGGCGCUGGGUCCCGCCGGGGCGCGGCCACCCCUGGUGCUGCUCCACGGGCUGUUCGGCAGCCGCGGCAACCUGCAGACGGUGGCCAACGUGCUGGCACGACGCAGCGGCGCCCAGGUGCUGACGCUGGACGCCCGCAACCACGGCAGCAGCCCCCACAGCCCGGUGAUGACCUAUGAGGCGAUGAGCCUGGAUGUGCAGCAGCUCCUGGCCCGCCUGGGCAUCGCCAAGUGCAUCGUGCUGGGGCACAGCAUGGGUGGCAAGACGGCCAUGGCGCUGGCCUUGCAGCGGCCAGACCUGGUGGAGCGCCUUAUCUCCGUAGACAUCAGCCCUGUCUCAACCACGCUUGUCUCCGAGUUCGCUGCCUACAUCUCUGCCAUGAAGUCAGUGAACGUCCCGGCUGGCCUGUCCCGCUCUGCAGCCCGCCAGCUGGCAGACAGUCAGCUGAGUCCAGUGGUCCAGCACCCUCAGCUGAGGCAGUUCCUUCUCACCAACCUGGUGGAGGUGGAGGGCCGCUAUGUCUGGCGUGUGAACCUGGAGGCUAUCUCCCACCACUUGGAAGAUAUCAUGAGCUUUCCUGUCUUCCACAAGCCGUACCCUGGCCCUACACUCUUUUUGGGAGGAUCCAACUCACCCUAUAUCAGUUCCGAAGACUAUCCAGAGAUCCAGCGCCUCUUUCCCAAGGCAGAUAUCCAGUUCAUCGAAGGUGCAGGUCACAUAGUCCAUCAAGAUAAAUUUGAAGAAUUCAUCACCACUGUCCUCAAGUUCCUGCCACCACCAUAGCACUGGGGACCAGGGUUUCUGCAAGCAUCGUGUGAGACCUGAGGAGCCCUGGGCAGUGGUGCAGGGCUCCUGGGCUCUGGGAAGAGAGGCUCAGCCCAGACCAGCUGCCCCCUUUGCAGUCCUGGGACUUCUCCCAUCCCUGCACACAUGGAGCCGGAGCUGAGACACACUUCCGUGUCCAUCCCUCUGAGCUGUCCUGCAAGCUCACUCGGACUCCAGUGGCACUGGCCCAGGCUGCAGCCUGCCUGCACUGCAGUGCUUCAGACACUAGGAGGGGGCGGGAGGGUCCUCUCCUUCCCUGCGGCCAGACCACCUGGUAGUGGAGCCACAGAACUUGCAAUAAACCUGACUCCAUGCCAAGGUAGAGAA